Molecule: messenger RNA, 1264 nt
Organism: Erythranthe guttata (spotted monkey flower)
Lineage: Eukaryota; Viridiplantae; Streptophyta; Magnoliopsida; Lamiales; Phrymaceae
Gene: SEP3
Product: K-box region and MADS-box transcription factor family protein
Biological process (GO): positive regulation of transcription by RNA polymerase II
Cellular component (GO): nucleus
Molecular function (GO): RNA polymerase II transcription regulatory region sequence-specific DNA binding; DNA-binding transcription factor activity; protein dimerization activity
Source: RefSeq, a predicted model, not a curated record
UCAUACCACCACUAACUAAUAUUCUCUCCUCUGACUUCAUUUUUUUUACAUAUACAUAUAUAUAUAUAUAUAUAUAUAUAUUUGCAUACGUUAUUAUUUAUAAGGGUGUGUGUUGUGAGAGUUUAGAGUGAUUUUUAGAGAGAGAAAGAGAGGAGAGAGAGAGAGAGAGGAGAGAUGGGGAGAGGGAGAGUUGAGCUGAAGAGGAUAGAGAAUAAGAUAAACAGACAAGUGACUUUUGCGAAGAGAAGGAAUGGUCUUUUGAAGAAAGCUUACGAGCUUUCUGUUCUUUGUGAUGCUGAGGUUGCCUUGAUUAUCUUCUCCAAUAGAGGAAAGCUGUACGAGUUUUGCAGUAGCUCUAGCAGCAUGCUGAAAACACUGGAAAGGUAUCAAAAGUGCAACUAUGGAGCACCAGAGACUAAUGUAUCUGCCAGAGAGGCCCUGGAACUGAGCAGCCAGCAGGAGUACUUGAAGCUUAAAGCUCGUUACGAAGCCCUACAGCAUUCUCAGAGAAACCUUCUCGGAGAGGAUCUCGGGCCAUUGAACAGCAAGGAGCUUGAAUCACUUGAGAGGCAACUUGACAUGUCACUUAAGCAGAUCAGAUCAACUAGGACCCAAGCAAUGCUGGAUACCCUCACAGAUCUUCAGAGGAAGGAGCAUGCACUGAAUGAGGCUAACAGGAGUCUGAAACACCGGUUGAUGGAAGGAAGUCAAAUAAGUCUGGAAUGGAACCAUAAUAAUAACGUUGACCAUGACAUGGGCUAUGGUAGAGAAGCGCCACCUCAGCCUCAUCAGCCCGAUGGCUUCUUUCAUCCCCUCGACUGCGGUCUGCAAAUCGGCGGGUACCAGGCAGAUCAAAUAACAGGAGCAGGGCCAAGUGUGAAUAACUACAUAACAAGCUGGCUCCAGCAAUAAUCGAGUUCCGACCGGGCCGAAAUGGAUCGGAUCUUGUUGCGCAUGCAUGCAUGCAUGCUCUAGUCGUUUAAUUUCUGUCUCUCAUAAUUAAAAAAAAGUACUCUUAUCUGAGAAAAUUUCAAUUUUUAUGUGUGUUUAAUUUCAUAAAAUUGCAUGUUUAAUAUAUCUAUUAUAUAUAUAUAUAUAUAUAUAGUAGCUCGGACUUAUUUUCAGACGACGACCGGUGGUGGUGGUUGAACAAUUCGUAUAACUUAUUUUCUCUGUCAUGAGGUUUCUUUCUUUAGUUUGUAGUUCAUAUGCAGACUAUGUAAAGAAACACUCUUGCUUCCUAUUCAAUUUUUCUACUACUACU